UCGCACUUGCGCAGUAGCACGCUAGCAUUAUUUACGGAGAGGUCGACCACAGCAUUAGGAAUUUAACUAAAUAGUCUUUAUGGAGUUAAAUAUUAUAAAUAUAUAAACACACUGUCACACCAAGAGCUACUAAUGAACCCGUAAGGCUAUCAACAGUAUCAAAAUAAAGGUCAGGUAUGAUAAAUAUCCGUAGCUACUAGUUGUCAGAUAAGUAGCUGUUAGCUCGCGUUGGCCCGUCGUGUUGUGUCCUGCUGGACCUCAAAAUGUCACUGAAGCUCCCGCUUAAUUUUGGGAACUUAUUCAGUCCGAAGAAGAUCCCUCCAAGAAAAUCUGCAUCGUUAUCAAGCCUUCAUACAUUAGAUCGUUCCACACGGGAAAUGGAGCUUGGCCUUCAAUAUGGACCGCCUGUGAUGAACAUUGGGGGACAGACUUUAAAAUUUGAAGAUGGCCAGUGGAUAACAGACUCCGGUGGAAAUGUAUCCGUAAAGGAAGUUGAGCGGCUCAAGAAAAGAAACAUACAGCUGGAGGAAGAAAACAAUAUUCUGAAAUUAAAGAUUGAAAUUCUUCUUGACAUGCUGACAGAGUCCACAGUGGAGUACCACCUAAAAGAGAAAGAAGUGGAGGGGAUCACGUCCGUGCAUUGAAGAAAUGACAAAUAUAUGAUGCCUUCCUCAUAGGAAUUAUAAAGUGGAAUUGUGUUCUGUUUAAAAAAAAUAAUACCUUUUGAAUUUGUGUAUAGCUAAUAAUGUCCAAAGGUUUAUCAAUCAGAAAGACUAAAUGUAUAGAUUGUUUUAAUUGCCUUAUUUUUUAUUGCGUAAGGUAUUUUAAAUAUUCAGCAUUUUUUACAUUGUACCUGUGUGGCAAACAGUUCUCUUCACAUUAAAGGGAAUUUUCUGUCACAAUUUGAGCAGCCGAGGGAUUUUAUUCACAUAUUUAUUUCCAGGAAGACCCAACACCUUAUUUAUUACACAGAUUCAGGUUAGUUUUAUGAAUACAGUGCAUCCGGAAAGCAUUCACAGUACUUCACUUUUUCCACAUUUUCUUAUGUUACAGCUUUAUUCCAAAAUGGAAUAAAUCAAUUGUUGCCUUCAAAAUUCUACAGACAAUACCCCAUAAUGACAAUGUGAAUUGUUUUUUUGUUGUUGUUUUUUUUGCAAAUGUAUUUAAUAUAAAAAAACUAAAAAACACAUGUUAAAAGUAUUUACAGCCUUUGCUGAAUAUUUUGUUGAUACACCUUUGGAAGCAAUUACAGCCUCAAGUGUGUUUGAAUAUGAUGCCACAAUCUUGGCACACCUAUCUUUGGGCAGUUUCGCACAUUUCACUUUGCCCAUUCCUCUUUGCAGCACCUCUCAAGCUCCUACAGGUUUGAUGAGAAGCGUUAAGUUUUCAUCCAGGAUAUCUCUGUGCAUUGCUGUAUUCAUCUUUCCCUCUAUCCUGACUAGUCUAGUUCCUGCCGCUGAAAAACAUCCCCACAGUAUGAUGCUGCCACCACCAUGCUUCACUGUAGAGAUGGUAUUGGCCUAGUGAUGAGCGGUGCCUGGUUUCCUCCAAACAUGAUGCCUGCCAUUCAUGCCAAAGUGUUCAAUCUUUGUCUCAUCAGAUCAGAGGAUUAUGUUUCUAAUGUUCUGAGAGUAUUUCAGGUGCAUUUUGGCAAACUUUUUAUUUAAAAAAAUGGCUUCCCUCUGGCCACUAUAUCAUACAGACCUGAUUGGUGGAUUGAGGCAGAGACUGAGUGAUUGAUUGAAACCUUUAUUAGUAGAUUGCACAGUACAGUACAUAUUCCGUACAAUUGACCACUACAUGGUAACACCCGAAUAAGUUUUGAAUAAGUUGAAAAGCCAGCAUCUGUGAUGGUAUGGGGGUGUAUUAGUGCCCAAGACAUGGGUAACUUACACAUCUGUGAAGGCGCCAUUAAUGCUGAAAGGUACAUACAGGUUUUGGAGCAACAUAUGUUGCCAUCCAAGCAACGUUACCAUGGACGCCGCCCCUGCUUAUUUCAGCAAGACAAUGCCAAGCCACGUGUUACAUCAACGUGGCUUCAUAGUAAAAGAGUGCGGGUACUAGACUGGCCUGCCUGUAGUCCAGACCUGUCUCCCAUUGAAAAUGUGUGGCGCAUUAUGAAGCCUAAAAUACCACAACGGAGACCCCCACAACCCCCGGACUGUUGAACAACUUAAGCUGUACAUCAAGCAAGAAUGGGAAAGAAUUCCACCUGAGAAGCUUAAAAAUGUGUCUCCUCAGUUCCCAAACGUUUACUGAGUGUUGUUAAAAGGAAAGGCCAUGUAACACAGUGGUGAACAUGCCCUUUCCCGACUGCUUUGGCACGUGUUGCAGCCAUGAAAUUCUAAGUU
This is a messenger RNA of Entelurus aequoreus (snake pipefish), 2351 nucleotides long. It is a transcript of the gene cby1, whose product is annotated as chibby 1, beta catenin antagonist. The transcript has 5 exons. Lineage: Eukaryota; Metazoa; Chordata; Actinopteri; Syngnathiformes; Syngnathidae. The record is from RefSeq and is a predicted model, not a curated record. Bases 264 to 644 code for a protein of 126 amino acids.